AUGGGUUUCGCGGUGGUACCCAUUCGAGAGGGCAGGGCCAGAGCACCUUCUCCUGAGUCCCCGUUCCCAUUCUCGGCCCACAGAUACUGUGAAGCCAGUAAAAGAAAACAGCCGGCUGAUCGGCUGAGCAGCUCCGGCGCGCUAAGGGCAUGGGCUCGCGGAUCGGGAGGAGUGAGCUGUCAGAAAGCGCGGCUCCGGGCUCUGGCGGCGCUGGGAGAGAGAGAGUCCGAGGGAGUCCCCAGCUCAGCUCAGGAGGCCUCUGUGAGCAAGUCUGGCGGGCUCAGAGAGGACACUGCUUGGGGGUCUUGGGAUGCGAGCCGCAUCUCGGCGUCCACAGAGCCGCGGGGCCGCUGGGGAGCCCGGCAAGUUUGCAACCGGCACCGCGCUUCCCGGGGCUGGAGGAGCCACUUGUGGGAAAGCCGUGAGCUGGGGCUCUCGCAGCUGAGUCGUGGCCCGCUGCCCCACUGCGGGGGUCGCCCCCCGUGUCCUCGGGAUUGGGGCGGUGCAGCAAGCCAGCCAGAGGGCACCCUCACCACCACCACCCCGCUCCCCUUCGCCUCCUUUCUGCUCCGGCGGGCACUUGCCUCUCAGCCGGCGGCGAGUGCUUCCCAUUCACCGCACGGACCCCGCAGUGAAGGCGCGCGGCUGCCCCGGGGCCUGCCUAUGUCGCCAGGCGGCGAAAUCGCCAGGCGACGGCAAGAAAGGGAGCCCGGCAGGAAAGCUGGAGGGGCACAGCCUGCUUGCUUCUCCCCGGGAUCUGCUGUCAGAGCAGGUUGCAAAAAUGGUCAGAGCGCAGAGGCAGGUCUACCACUUGGAAAUUCGUGUAAGCGGGCCCCCUCCCCGCCCCCUCCCUGCCUCCCCCCACCGGCGCUCUGGCGCGCUCGCUCCUCGGUUCUCGCCCGCUACCAAGUGGGCGCACAACUUUUCGCUCCUCGCUCUCGAGCGCGCCCCGCGCGUCUCCGCCUCCGGAGCCACUCGGGGAAGAUGCGCCCUUCCGUGCGGUGCGUGCGGCCCGCGGAGGGCCAGGCUCCAGGGGAAAAGGGCUGGCAGACUACAAAAGGAUGCGGACGAGUGUACCCGCGAGCUUUCUCUCUGAGUCUUCCCGGAGCUCUGGUGCUAGCGAGAUCUUGA
Rangifer tarandus platyrhynchus (Svalbard reindeer) is the source of this 1131-nucleotide messenger RNA. Lineage: Eukaryota; Metazoa; Chordata; Mammalia; Artiodactyla; Cervidae. The record is from the annotation of a GenBank genome assembly.